This is a messenger RNA of Ceratitis capitata (Mediterranean fruit fly), 1270 nucleotides long. Its product is annotated as 5-hydroxytryptamine receptor 2A. NCBI's taxonomy places the organism in Eukaryota, Metazoa, Arthropoda, Insecta, Diptera, Tephritidae. Gene Ontology annotation, cellular component: membrane. Gene Ontology annotation, molecular function: G protein-coupled receptor activity. Gene Ontology annotation, biological process: adenylate cyclase-activating adrenergic receptor signaling pathway. The record is from RefSeq and is a predicted model, not a curated record.
CGGAAGCAAAGAAAUUUGAAAAAAAAAAUCCCGAAAUAACAGAAAAUGCUGUUGACAAACACAAUCUGUCCCAGCAACAAUACGAAAAUGCGAGUUUUGCAACAAGCCGCUGAAUUGACAGGAUAUUAUUCAAUAAAGCCCUAAAUGGUCAUGCUGAAAACAUUAGUACUUGUAUUUAACAUGAUAAAUCACUUAAAAACGUAAAAUGAAAAAUUAGAAACAAAAAUUACAAAAAGAAAGUGAAAAGUUUAAAAAGUGAAUUGCAGUGCAAAACAGAAAGUGAGAAGUAUACCAGCGAAAAGAUAGUCGUCGCAGCAACAACGACGGCGUGCAUCGGGAGUCGAACGGUCAAAUAUGACAGAGUAUAAAGAUGCGCACGACUACGUUUUCAUUGCGGACGGAAGUAGCAGCGACAGCAGAAGCUCGUACGUCAUAUCCGCGAACCUUAGCUCAAAGCCGCUCAAUGCCAACAACAGUGGGAGCAACUACAACAAACGUUACAGUAUUAACAAAGGUAGUACCCAUAGGCGAACACACACAAAAAGACCUACCACAAGCCCAUCACCUCCUUCGACGCCAACAGCGUAUACUAUGCUGCCCAUUAGCUACCAGAAUGUCCACCAACAACAUAGCCGUGAGAAUAGCCCCAUGCCUGCGUACCAGCAUAGAAACACUGCCACGCAUACAGCUGCUAAUGCGGCGGAGGCUUUAUCAGCGGCAACAACAGAAACAACAGCCGCCACAGUGGGAUUUAAACUCAGCCAGGCUGGUGCUGGUACGUUGGAGGGCAGUAGCACAGGCAGUAAUAAUCAUAAUUUACAGCAGUUGCCGCGCCAACGACAACAACACCAACAUCAACAACAAUAUAAUCAACAUCCACAGCAAGCCUUAAGCGCCACCACCAUACUCACCACAACUGCCAUUACUGUGCUGGCCGCAGUCAAAGCGGCAGCCGCAACAGCGACCGCGACGCUAACAGUGGACAAUUUGUAUGGCGGCGUCGCGGUUGGCCUUGGUGCAAUGCUAAUCAACGAUACGCUCUUACUGGAGGCGGACAAUGGACACUGGAUUGGCAAUGGGAGUCUGCUUUUCGAUGACGUCGUCGAAAGCAACAACUACAACAUCAACGGAAGUGACCUUAUGCUAAAUGACAGCGCGGCGAACCUCACAACCAGCAAUGCCACGGCGGGUGAAGAGGAUUUCGGCGAGUUGCUGCGUAUGGCCACGACUUCAGUGGUGCUCGGCUUGCUCAUACUCAUCACGAUAAUAG